This is a messenger RNA of Apiotrichum porosum, 5916 nucleotides long. It is a transcript of the gene SWR1, whose product is annotated as swr1 complex component. Gene Ontology annotation, molecular function: ATP binding; ATP-dependent chromatin remodeler activity; histone binding. NCBI's taxonomy places the organism in Eukaryota, Fungi, Basidiomycota, Tremellomycetes, Trichosporonales, Trichosporonaceae. Gene Ontology annotation, cellular component: Swr1 complex. The transcript has 4 exons. Bases 1 to 5916 code for a protein of 1971 amino acids. The record is from RefSeq and is a predicted model, not a curated record.
AUGGAGGCGCCAGGCGGCUCCAGUGCAUCAGCUGUAGUUGCUACGGCGUCACCAGCAUUGCCCGCGGCUCCCCCAUCCAAGGCUGGCCGCAGCUUGCGUGCGCGCCAAAGCAACGGCGGCGGCGCCAAGGCGCGCGCGCCCCGCCAGAGUGGUGGGCGAGUCAUAACCCAGGACGAGGUGACCCGCGCGCUCUUCAAGCUCAGUCCAGAGUACACGGCCUCGCGUCGCGACGAACUCGUGCACGACCGAGAGGCUGCACUGCGUGUAGUCGUCGAGGAGCACGACAUGGCCGUCAAGGAGAAGUUCCACCUCGAGCGCUACAUCAGCAUCCUCGAGGGAUGGGACCCUGCCGAGGCCAAGUUUGACAACUCGCCCGUGUUCAUGCAAUACAAGGACGCAAACCACGACCUCCUCAACUUGGUGCCGUCGUCGGUUCUCCCACCCGCCCCAACAGCCGGACCAUCACGGUCUCGUCCAAGCGGCCCGUCUCGUCAGACCCGCAGGCAGCUCCAUGACAAGGCUGAGGCCUUGGGGAACGUCACCGCCAUUGCUACAGCCGAACCCAAGGUGAACCUUACCAAAGGCAAGGGCAAAGGCAAGGCUGUCGAAGUUGAGCCCGAGGAGCAGCCGGAGAUUGCGCCACCACCCACCGAGGCGACGUCGAGCAAAUCUCGCAAGUCUACCAAGGCCGUAGACAUGCCCCCUCCUCCUCUUCCAGCCAAGGGCAAGAAGGGAAGCCGACGUGCAACGAUUGCUGCUGCUGAGAUUAUCGAAGCUGUUGAAGCAGAGGAAGAGCCGCCAGCUCCAAAGGGCAGCAAGAAGCGACCUCGGCAAUCGCUGCCCAACCUUCCGGCCAAGAAGCCGCGUGCUGUGGAAGUUGCGGCCAGUGCAUCUCCUGCGUCGUCUCCGGCUCCCACACCCACUCCCGCCCGAUCACCUACUCCACCACCUGCCCCUCUACCCUCCCUCGCUCACCUCGAAUUUCCACCGCCUCCUGAACGGCCACGAUGGCGACGCUCUGGACCUUCGCGCAUCAUCUACACCGAUCCGUGGCAGCGUCCAUUGGCUAAGCCAAAGUAUGGAGGCGACCUCAACCCUAUUCUCGAGUCGUACAUCCACCUCGAGGACACUGGCCCACCCGUCGACUUGCCCACGCUUGAGCUGCGUGCGCAGCGUGAAGGCUACAUUCGAAACCGUGUCAACUGGCUUCAGCAUCAAGGGCGACUUAUGCGCCUGCUGGACGAAGACGAUACAGGCCCAACCCAAGCGCCUGUCCGCGACAAGAGCCACCAGAAGAAGGCGCCGACAGGCCCCCCACCUCGCCAGGGCGACUUCCAGGAUGCUCUCAUGGCCCACAUGGUUCAGGUUCGCAACGCGAUGGUCAACGAGGCAAAGAUUAAGCCCCAAGUCUGCAAGCGCAUUGCCCGCAUGAUCCAGGUCUACUGGGAGCACCUCGAGAACAAGGACGAGCGCGAGCGUUUAAUGGAAGAGCGCGAGCGGAAACGCAAGGCCAAAGAGGUUGUCAAGGCACUCAAGAAGCGCUGGGGUCUGGCCGUCAAGAUUGUUCGCGCCAAGGUUGUCGCUGCACAAAAGCUUGAGCAGGACCGUCUCGGUAAAGCGCAUCUCCAGAACAUGCUGCAACGAAGCACCGGCCUGCUCGAGGGCCAACGUGACAUCAUCGUCGGCCGCGAAGGCGGUGACGACGAUGACGACGAAGCCGCCUCGGAUGCCACUGCCGAAGUCUCGGCUGCAGAGGACAGCGAGGCGGAGGACGCCGAUGAGGGUGGUGGUGAAGUGGCUGACGCCGGAGGUGACAUGACGAUGGGUGAGGAGGGCGACGGUGAGGAAGGUGCCGAGCAGGUUGCGGAGAGUGGCCAAGAGACCAACGACGAGGGCGACGACGAGGACAGCGAAAGCGAAAGCGAGACUGGUGAUGACCUGCCCGAGGUUGACUACCGUGCCAUGCUCGGGAUCGAGGUGGAUGUUGUGGAGCCGUCCGACGAGGGAGGAACCCCCACCGACAACGUUCCUAAUGGCGACAGCGACAUGGCUCUGGACGCUGUCCCCAGCCCAGGCCCUGCUCCAGUUGAGCCUAUUGUUGAAGCUGCACCAAAGGAGCCGACCCCUCCACCAAAGGAGCCCACCCCACCUCCCAAGGAGCCCACCCCACCUCCCAAGGAGCCCACCCCACCGCCCAAGGAGCCCACUCCGCCACCCGCCCAAGAUGACGAAAUGGACCUUGACGACCUUCACUUUGGUGGAGUCGACAUGACGAUGCCAGGACCAGACCUUGACGAGGCUGACCUGGCCAUGUUCGACACCAAGGUCAAUGUCACGCCCACGCCGAUACAGGAGCCUCUGCCUCCAGUAACCACUGCUGAACCUGCCCCGGUCCCCGUACUUCCUUCUCCGCCUACCCCAGUACCAGUACAGGAGCAGCCUACCAUUUCGGAGGCAUCUGUCGCCGCCAUUGAGCCCUCUGCCGGCUCUCCUGAGUUGGAGGUCGAAGAACUUCCUCCCCCGCGCGCUCCUUCUCGGCGUCUCCAACGCAAGCAGCGGGCCCUCGCUGCGGCUGCUGCUACUCCGGACCCUGACGCCAACGACACCGAGUUCAAGGCGGAGGGCAGUGACAUCGAUGUCCAAGAUGCUCAGCUCGACGAGGACAUGGACGACGCUAUCAAGGCCGACGGUGGUGACAGCGAGGAUGAGGGUCUCCUUGCCGAUGCCCAGCUGCCCAUCGAAGAGCUUCUCAAGCGCUACGGCUACCCCAUGCCUGCUCCCGUGCAGGAGGAAGCUCCGGAACUCGCCGUGGAUGAGCGCCCAGAGGAACCUGCAGCUGAGGCAGACGAGACGACAGUGGCUACUGAAGGCGAGCUUCAGCGCGCUACUGAAGGCGAGGCUGUCACCACGACCGACGGCGAGCCUGUUCCUAUGGCCGAAGGAUCGAGCAACAUUAUGGUCGACCAGUCUCUCACGGAUGAGGCCCUUGCCGAGCGUCGUGCCUCUCCAGCGCUUGUUGUGGAAGGCAAGCGACAACGCAAGAUCCGAACUGUCUGGACUCCUCCCGAUACACCGCAACAGCAGCCUGGCAAGCCCCGCAAGCCCAAGGUUGCCGUCGUCCAGGCAGCCCACCCCGAUGCCCCCGAUGACGAGGAGGCGGUAGAGGUGGAGGAGAGUGAGGAGGAGGUGGAAGAGGCUGAGGAGGAGGAUGAAGAUGAGGAGGACGAAGACGAGGGGGAGGACGAGGAAAUUGAGGUUGAAGAAGACCCCAGUGCGCCGCGCAUUCGGCCACCGUUCCUCCUCCGCGGUACUCUCCGUCCGUACCAGCAAGGUGGACUUGAGUGGCUUGCCAGCCUCUACGCCAACAACAUGAACGGUAUCCUAGCCGACGAGAUGGGUCUAGGCAAGACGAUCCAGACUAUCGCCCUCCUUGGCCACCUCGCGUGCGACAAGGGCGUGUGGGGCCAGCAUCUCAUCAUUGUCCCCACUUCGGUUAUCCUCAACUGGGAGAUGGAAUUCAAAAAGUUCUUACCCGGCAUGAAAGUCCUCACCUACUACGGCAACCAGAAGGAGCGCAAGGAGAAGCGUGUUGGCUGGCACACGGAGAACGCCUGGCAAGUGUGCAUCACGUCAUACCAGAUCGUCCUCGCCGACCAGCACAUCUUCCGCCGCAAGAAUUGGGUGUACAUGAUUCUCGACGAGGCUCAUAACAUCAAAAACUUCCGUAGCCAGCGUUGGCAGACCCUGCUUGGCUUCAAGGCUCAGCGCCGUCUUCUCCUGACGGGUACACCGCUCCAGAACAACCUCAUGGAGCUGUGGAGUUUACUCUACUUCCUCAUGCCCAACGGUAUUACCGCCGACGCCACUGCUGUGGUGGGCUUUGCAAACCAUAAAGAGUUUACCGAGUGGUUUUCAAACCCCAUGGACAAGGCUGUCGAGUCGGGAGAUACCCUUGACGACGAGACCAUUGAAACUGUCAACAAACUCCACACUCUACUGCGCCCAUUCAUUCUUCGUCGACUCAAGUCUGAAGUUGAGACGCAGCUUCCUGGCAAGUUUGAGCAUGUCGUCUACUGUCGCCUUUCGAAGCGUCAAAGGUUCCUGUACGACGAGUUCAUGUCCCGUGCGUCGACACGUGACGCACUCAUGUCGGGAGGCUACCUUGGUGUUGUCAACACCCUCAUGCAGCUGCGCAAGGUGUGCAACCACCCAGACCUGUUCGAGGUGCGCCCCGUCCGCACGAGUCUGGCCAUGGAGUAUGGUGUCGUGGGAGAUUAUGAGCCCACGCAACUGCUCGUGCGCAAACGUCUGCUCGACUCGCAGGACGAGCUCGACCUCGAGGGAAUGAACCUUAUCAUCACCGGUCACGAACGUCGUUCUGGCUGGGUGGCCUCUGCGCGUGCCCGCUUGGAUGCCAGCGACAAGCUUCCCUACGCCAUUGAAGAGGUCAAGAAGGGCCGAGUUCCUCCGCCUCCCAAGCCGGACGCUCGCACGAUUGAAGGCUGGGCAAAGUAUCGCGCGUACCAAGAACACGAGGCCAGUGUUGCGCGUUGGCGUGCGCUCCGCGACACCAAUCGCCUCCGGUGCCAGUCUGGGCCUAUCUACGGUUCCACCACACUGGAAAUGCUCUCGGAUCUUCCGCAGUAUCUCCUCCCGGACUCGGUCGAUGUGCGCCGCCAUGUUGACCUUUUCGGAGAGCACCAGCCCCCAGCUGCGCCACUGGUCGCUUCCUACACCCGACGCCUGGCUCAGGUGACACCAAUUAUCGACCGGUUUGCCGUCAUCCCACCCAACGCAGUCGCGCGUGACGUUGCCAACUAUGCGCUGCCGGGUAUCGACCCCUACCACCCGACUUUGCAAGACCCAGCGUUUGACACCCUACAUGCGCCUUCGGUACGCCUUCAGAUCGCAUUCCCCGACGCUAGCCUUUUGCAGUACGACUGCGGCAAGCUCCAGAAGCUCGCCGAGAUGCUACGCGAUCUCAAGGCGGAUGGCCAUCGCGUCCUCAUUUUCACGCAAAUGACGCGUGUUCUUGACAUUCUUGAAAUCUUCCUCUCCCACAGUGGACACCGAUACCUCCGUCUCGAUGGUAGCACCAAGAUCGAGGACCGUCAAAUCAUCACCGAGAGGUUCAACUCGGACUCGCGCAUCUUCUGCUUCAUCGCCAGCUCACGUUCGGGCGGUGUGGGCAUCAACCUGACGGGUGCCGACACGGUCUUCUUCUAUGACUCGGACUGGAACCCAUCGAUGGACAGGCAGUGCAUGGACCGCGCCCACCGUAUCGGACAGACGCGCGAGGUGCACAUUUAUCGCUUCGUGUCCUCUCACACCGUCGAGGAGAACAUGCUCAAGAAGGCCAACCAGAAACGCCUUCUCGACCGUGUGGUCAUCCAAGACGGUGACUUUACGACCGAGUUCUUUGGCAAGAUGGACUGGCGCGACAUGCUCGACGACAGCAUGCGGCCUCCCGAGGAGAUCGAAGAAGCCGACGAGAACCGCAUCGAGGACAUUGACGUCGAACAAGAACCCGAGGCCGAGGACGCGUCGGCUGCCGCCCCGCGACUUGGACAGGAGCGCGAGCUUGCUCAGGCACUUGCUGAAGUCGAGGAUGAAGAGGACGCAGCCGCCGCACGCGUGGCUCAAGGUGAAGGCGAGAUGGACUUUGCCGAGUUUGGUGGCGGAGACGACGUCGCCAAGAAGGCCAAGACGGCUGCCACCGUGGUAGCAGGAGUUGCUGCGCAGCAGCCUGCUAUCUCUCGACUGGGCACAGAGGGCCCUCCGACUGGCACCGGCACUGGGUCGGCCACACCGCUGCCCGAAGAGGAGGAGUAUUAUGACGAUGACGAGCCAGGCGCAGUGGACGAGUACAUGCUGCGUUUCGUCGAGUGGGAUUGGGAGUACUUUUCACAACUGUAG